AUGGCUUUGUCCCAGUCUGAAAAUGCAGAACUGAAGAAGACGGGCAUUCCGGAAAAGUCCUCGACUACAACUCUUCGAUUGGUCACCUUUAAUGUUAACGGUGUGAAGACCAUCAAGAACUACUCACCAUGGAACGAGAUGAAAGACUACAAUCAGAUGCUGAACCACAUGAAUGCAGAUAUUAUAACAUUUCAAGAGCUGAAGUUGCAGCCCAGUGAUGUUGAUCAUAGUUUGGCAUUUUUGGAUAAUUACAGAUCGUUCAUUUCGGUUCCCAAGACAAAGAAAGGUUACAGUGGGGUUGGGGUUUUUGUGCGAUCACCCACAGAGGAUGAUGACCCGAGAACGCAGAGACUAUUAAACGUGAUCCGAGCAGAAGAGGGAAUUUCUGGUGAACUAAACAUUCCUGGUUUGAAAGGGGCUUUAACCUACAGAGAAGCUGGUCUUUCAGACGAUCCUGCCAUUGAAGGUCUGUCAAUUGGAGGGUAUCCUGAGUCCACAUUGCCGUCACGAGAAUUUGGCCUACAAAUCGACAGUGAGGGAAGAAGCGUAAUAUUAGAAUUUGACAACAAUCUGGUGGUGAUCAGUGUGUAUUGUCCUGCAAAUUCUGGGGCUACUGAGGAUGGAGAGCUGUUCCGGAUUUCGUUUCUGCGAUGCCUUUUCGAAAGAGCAAGGAACCUUAAGGCUUUGGGCAAAAAUGUUGUGAUCAUGGGGGAUAUUAAUAUUUCAAGGGAUGUGAUUGACAAUGACGAGUUUAUGAGACAAGGCGUGAGGAACGGAAUACUGAGAAUACCAGCCAUCAGUGAUGAUGAUGGUUCAAAGUUCGAGAAAUUGAAUCCUGAAGAGGUGGAAGAUUUCAAGACUUCUACCGAUGCACGUGCCACACUGGACGAAGUGUUAGUUGAGGAUACUGAAACAAAAAGGAAGAUUCUUUACGAUGUGGUUAGAAAGCUCAAUGGGAGAAAGAUGAAGAUGUAUACUUGCUGGAACACAUUGAAGAAUCUGAGACCCCAAAACAUGGGUUCGAGAAUUGACCUGAUCCUGGCUACCUCUGGAAUUCAUAAGGCUGCAAUUUCUGCUGGAAUCUGGCCACAUAUAAUGGGGAGUGAUCAUUGCCCAGUAUAUGCUGAUUUUGAGAUCAAGAACUUCGAGCCUGGUGUUAAAGACGAGGUGGUGAAACCGCAGCCACACAAAUUCGAGGCAAGAUACUCUUUCAAGGUGAACCAGGAAAGGACCAUUGCGUCUUUUUUCAGCGCAAAAGUCUCUACCGAAUCCUCGAGUGAAAGCUCAACGUCUUCCCCCAACCAUGAGGUUCAGGAAAUUCCGAUUAGCCUAAAGGAGCAGACAAACAAUCUUCCAAAAAGGAGACUGGCUCCCCCACCAAACAGAGGAAAGAAGACUAAGAUAGAAGCAAGUAGCGGCCAGAGGUCUAUACAAAGUUUUUUUGGCAGAAAAUGA
Messenger RNA from Kuraishia capsulata CBS 1993, 1455 nucleotides. RefSeq lists its product as uncharacterized. The transcript has a single exon. NCBI's taxonomy places the organism in Eukaryota, Fungi, Ascomycota, Pichiomycetes, Pichiales, Pichiaceae. The record is from RefSeq and is a predicted model, not a curated record. Gene Ontology annotation, cellular component: nucleus. Gene Ontology annotation, biological process: base-excision repair. Bases 1 to 1455 code for a protein of 484 amino acids. Gene Ontology annotation, molecular function: double-stranded DNA 3'-5' DNA exonuclease activity; DNA-(apurinic or apyrimidinic site) endonuclease activity; phosphoric diester hydrolase activity.